UUUAUUUAUUUUUUCUUGUAUAGCGGAAAAGACGUUUGUAGCUCAAUGUUUUAAUAUCGUAAAAACUUGGAUUUUGGUGGAGUGAAAUAGAUGCGUUACCAAAUCUUGCGUUUUAAAUAAAAAUAAAGCCGAAAAAAGCACUUACAGAAUUUAGGAAAACAACGUCUUUACCCUGGCGAUACACUUUAAAGACACCAAUUCCGAUUGAGCAUGUCAAUGAUUCGUAUUCCACCUUAUAGAUUUAGACUGGUAAGCAAAAUUGCAAAAACUCGUGGCACGCGGGGAUUCACUGAAAAGACAGCCCGUGCUGUAUCAGAUUUUAUUGAAGUUAAACACAAGGACACAUUGUUCAAAAAUAAAGAUGAUCACCUUAAUCAAGCCGUUUCUCACAUGAUGAAGAAUAUCGUAAUAGAAUCGUCAAAACAAGACGCUCGUUUUAAAGUCAAAGAUUUACAGUUAAUAGGAAGCAUGUACGAAGAGACGAAGAUUUUGGCACCAAAUGAGUUCGAUUUCUUCGCAGUGUUCGAUUAUGACAUCACUAGCGAUAGAGGAAUUAGUUUGGAAUCUGGAUGUAGACCAGGUUUCACCAAAAUCCGAGUAAACGAAAAUUCCAAACAGUGGUCUGACUGUUGCCAAGGAUUUUAUUUGUCUCCUCAUAAAUGCAUGAGAAUAUUUGAAACCCUUCUACCGUCACAUCUUGAAAAUAUUUCACCAAUCAUCACUCCAUCCGGAACAUUGUAUGGCUGGAAGAGAAGAAAGAGGACAUUUGACUUUGUUUGGAAGAAAAACGGCGACAGUAACAUGAAUAUUGCAGUCGACAUUAUGCCGGCUUUUCCUGUGAUCUACAAAGAUCUCCAUAAAACUUUACGUGAAGACUGCACAGACACUAGAAUGGACGAGAUAGGCCAUAAUCAAGUUUGCUACUUAAUUCCAAGGUCAUGCGAACAUCAUUACGAAGGCAAGUGUUGGCAUAAUUCUUUUGCACAUGCAGAAAGCGAAAUGAUUAGGAAAAUGGACAGUGGAAAAAAGAAAUGCCACCGUGUUCUUAAACUAUUGUUUACCAGCGAUCAAAUGGGCAAGUCUGAAUAUUUGACGUCUUAUGCACUCAAAUCGGCCAUCAUGUACAAAUCCAAGAAAGAUUUUGACCAUGAGCUUGAGUUCAUUCUUUUCAUUUUUAUUUACUUUGCCAAAUGCUUUGAUCAGACGUGCAUGCCAACCUAUUUCUUGACUAAAACCAACGUUUUGAAAAAUAUUCUUGAGCAUAGAACGCAUAAUAUUUGGGGAUCACACUUUCUUUGUGACACCCUUGUAAGGCGGCAACUAGUUGGAAACAUUGAAAAGUCUGAGCUCAGACGGCGUUAUCCAGCCUGGAAUUCGGCAAUAGUUUUAGAAUUUUGGCGCCGGAUGAUGAUUUUGCUAAUAGUUGUAUUUUCCACGACUGAGUCAUCAGAGAAUAUUGAAAAAGUCUUUGAACUGAUAAUCGAUACUCAUUCCAAUAGCAACUUUUAUUAUUUGGACCAACUCAGAAACAGAAAGUUGAAUUGGCUGCUCGCGGCGCCUCAGUAUGACGUGCUUAACAUAAGAGCGAAAUACCGGAGAGUGAUAAGUUCUCUUGACAUACCCAUUUAUACCGAAAUGACAAAUGAGUUGCAAAAAUAUAAAUUGUUGGACAUAGAUGCUUUAAACAGUUUAAUCAGAGAAUAUAAAUACACAUUCAAAGCAGGAAAUGAUCAGUUUGUCAAUUUGGAAGUCCGCAGAGACACCAACGUGUACAUACCUAACAGGACCUCGUGUAAAAGUGAGUACUUGUUACGCCAGCAAUAUACCGUUCGGUACUGAUCUGCUAAACACAGAUAAGAAUUAAAGCAUUAUAGAAACUGAUUGGAUUGUUAGCUAUAUAGUGAUGCAUCAAUCUUAUAGAAAAGACAGGAUCUUUACAAAAUGUAGACUGAAUCUUCAUUGAAAACCGUUAGUUUCAAAAAUUAAAAUCUCUCAAAUGGAAAUUGAGGGCACAUUCAAAGAUUACUGUCCGUAAAAACAAUAAGAAGUUCCGAUAUCAAAAUUAUAGGUCUCCAUUGUGUAUUCAUUAUAUCAGUAGCAUUUUUUCAUAGUCCUGGUUCACUAUGUGGUUCUGAUCGAAUAUAAGAGGCAAAGUGCUUUCUUUUGUUUUUUUUGUUUUUUUGUUUUUGUUUUUUGGUCUUGUUCUCGAUUUGGGCACAUUCAUAUAUUACUUUAACACUUCAAAGCAUAUUCUUUGAACAGACAGCAAAUCUCAAAUUGUAAAGGCGACAAUUUAAUGUGGAUCAGAGUCGUCCUAUACUAGUAUAUGU
This is a messenger RNA of Magallana angulata, 2330 nucleotides long. RefSeq lists its product as uncharacterized. The record is from RefSeq and is a predicted model, not a curated record. NCBI's taxonomy places the organism in Eukaryota, Metazoa, Mollusca, Bivalvia, Ostreida, Ostreidae. Bases 211 to 1839 code for a protein of 542 amino acids. The transcript is spliced from 2 exons.